Messenger RNA from Tachysurus fulvidraco (yellow catfish), 2520 nucleotides. It is a transcript of the gene ccn1l2, whose product is annotated as cellular communication network factor 1, like 2. The record is from RefSeq and is a predicted model, not a curated record. The coding region runs from base 320 to 1444 and encodes 374 amino acids. Gene Ontology annotation, biological process: signal transduction. Gene Ontology annotation, molecular function: protein binding. The transcript is spliced from 5 exons. Gene Ontology annotation, cellular component: extracellular region. Lineage: Eukaryota; Metazoa; Chordata; Actinopteri; Siluriformes; Bagridae.
UCUCUCUCUCCUCUCACUAUAAGGUGACCUGCUCCAGCUGUGUUCUUCCAUAAAGCUCCCCGAGCCACACACUCGCACCGUCUCUCUGCGGAUUUAAGCUCCAGAUUUCUAACCAGUGACUCAAUUCCCUGAGCGAGAGGUGUAACAAAAACAAAACAAAACAAAAAAAAAGCCCCUAGGAGUCUGUGGAUAUCUCGACUGACUCUUUAAACCCGGAUUUAUCCUUUUUAAUCACCUGGAAUAUUAGAAAUUCUUCCUUUUUUUUUUUUUCCCCAGCUCCAGGAUCUGUCUAUCCAAAACGGUUGGAAUCUGAGCAAGGAUGCAAGCAGUUGUGUGCAGCCUGCUGCUGUUUGUUCUCGCCGCUGCUGGAGAAGUGGUGCGAGGCUGUUCGGGGCCGUGCUCAUGCCCCCUGGUGCCCCCCUCAUGCCCAGUGGGAGUGAGCUUGGUGCUGGAUGAAUGUGGCUGCUGUAAAGUUUGUGCACAGCAGUUUAACCAGGACUGCGGCCCGGGAAAACCCUGCGAUCAUAUAAAAGGCCUGCGCUGCCACCUAGGGGCCGGAGGAAACCCGCAACGAGGCUUGUGCCGAGCUGACGCUCAGGGUCGGCCGUGCGAGUUCGCCGGACGCAUGUACCAGCAUGGUGAGGAUUUCCAGCCCAGCUGUGAGCACCAGUGCAGCUGCAUGGAUGGCGUGGUGGGCUGCAUGCCGCUCUGCCCCCACCUCAUACCCCUGCCUGCAUGGCAUUGCACCAGCCCCCACCUGGAAACGCCACCAGGGCGCUGCUGCGAGGAGUGGGUGUGUCACGACGACAAUCGCAUCGACGAAGAGCCGCGUGACUCUGCACCUGCUCGACCACACAACAACUACAUCGACAAACUGCUGCACACUUUCAGUUACACGUCCAGAGCAGGAGACGCCUUCCAAGAGCAGACAUCGCUGCCUUUGUCCCAAGUUCCGUCCUCCGAGUGUGUUCCUCAGACCACAGACUGGUCCAAGUGCUCCGCCUCCUGCGGCUUCGGUAUCUCCAGCCGCGUGACUAAUGCGAACCCGCGGUGUAAACUCGUCCGAGAGACGCGUCUCUGUCGGAUCCACCAGUGUGACGCCAUGACGGCUGUCAGGAAAGAGAAGAAAUGCAGACGGACGCUGAGGUCCAGAGAGCCGGAGCACAUCUCGUUCGGUGGCUGUGCGACCGUGAGGCGGUACCGGCCCAAAACAUGCGGCUCGUGUACUGACGGAAGAUGCUGUCGUCCGUCCGAGACUCGCACCGUUCGCCUGCGCUUCCGCUGUCCAGACGGAGAAAACAUCACGCGCAAUAUAAUGUGGAUCCAACAAUGUCACUGCAGCAAGAGCUGGUGUAGCGCACAGAGAGACGACUCGCCUCCUUCUGUUAGCCUGCACAAUGACAUCCACACCUUCUCGUUAAAGGACGUGGAGUUCGACGAUUAAAAAAAUUUUUUUUUUUUUCAUGUGGUGUCCCAAUUCCCUUACUUACACUAUGCACUAAAAGAUAAAUCUACGUACUAAAUUCCCCCCCCGAAAUGUCCUUCUUUUGCUCAAUUUUGCCUGUUGAUAGCAAAAAAUAUUGGCACCCUUUUUUCUUCUUCUUUUUUUUUUUUUUCCAACAGGAGUUUCCUGACCCUGCUGAAAUAAUCAUAAUAAUAUUCACAAUUUUUUCUAAUCUCAAAGACCAUAUAGGACGGAUAGUAGGACAGUAGGCGAAUUGGGACCCAGCCACAAUUUUUUGAGUUAGAGAUAUUUGGUGUCUGAAGUUUGUUUCUUUUUUUGCACUGGCACAACGACGCUAAUUUAGCUGACCUACAGUAUAAGAUGAAGUAGGAGAUGAUUUCCAUGAAUAAAUACAAGGUUAGACGUUUCUAAAUUUCUAAACAUAAAUGCUGGAGGAAACAUUGCGAGUUUAGUAAGACGGUAGAAAAAGCGGUGAAACAGACGACAGACAUCGCAGCUACGUUUAUGCUUUUUAGCGUCAGUCAGCUUGCAGAUUCUACACGUUUUAAGCCCCGACAGACUAAAACCUCCUGAGCAGGACACGAGCUGUGCAAGUUCUCUCAAAAAAACUGGAAAAAAUGAACUACUUUCUAUGAGUUAUUUGUUUGUGAGUGAUUAAAUAAUUCUCCAAACACUAAACAUGUCUAUAAAAAUGUUAAGAAAAGUGGGUUUUUUUCACUGUCAUGUGCUCCCUGUGUUAAGACAAGCACUGCGAGGAGGAGAGACGAGUUGAGAUGAGAGGAGACGAGAUGUUCAUCAGGAAUGGAGACUUGUAAAACUACACCUUCUCCAUAACUCCAUCCACACCGAAGUGUAGAACUUUUUUUAUGUGGAGCGCCAAAGGGGACGUUUCUCUUCCUGCUUUACCUCCAAUAUGUUUAAGAUCUUUCUGUUGAGUGUGUGAGUCUGUUAGAGUGUGUGUUAGAGUGCGGUAGUGUGUGUGAUAGAUUGUGUGUGCUAGUUUGUGUUAGUAUGUGUGUUAGUGUGUGUGUUAGUGUGCGUUUUAGAGCAUGUUA